Molecule: messenger RNA, 987 nt
Organism: Pundamilia nyererei
Lineage: Eukaryota; Metazoa; Chordata; Actinopteri; Cichliformes; Cichlidae
Product: interferon-inducible GTPase 5-like
Exons: 2
Cellular component (GO): membrane
Molecular function (GO): GTP binding
Source: RefSeq, a predicted model, not a curated record
UCCGAUGAUGAUGAGGGAGCUGCUCCCACUGGUGUUACAGAAACCACCAUGGAGGUCACACCGUACCCCCAUCCAAACUAUCCAAAUGUUACUUUAUGGGAUCUUCCUGGAAUCGGCACCACCAGGUUUCCAGCUGAUAAGUACCUCAAGCUUGUUGGAUUUCAGAAGUUUGACUUCUUCAUCAUCAUCUCAGACACUCGCUUCAGAGAAAAUGACGUGAAACUGGCUCAGGAGAUUCAGAAGAUGAAGAAAAAGUUCUACUUUGUUCGAUCAAAGAUUGACAACAAUAUGCGAGCUGAGGGAAGAAAGAAAGACUUCAAUGAAGACGAGGCUCUGACAAAAAUCAGAGAAUACUGCAUUAAAGGACUCAGAGGAUUAGGCAUCGAGUCUCCACAGGUGUUCCUGGUGUCCAGCUUUGAGCUCCACCUGUACAACUUCCCUCUCUUACAUCAGACCUUAGACAGAGACCUUCCUGCACACAAGAGAGAUGCUCUGCUGCGCGCCAUGCCCAACUUCAACCCAGAGAUCAUCAGCAAGAAGAAACAAGCUCUGAAGUCCAGAAUAAAAUACUGGGCUACUCUGUCUGCAGCUGGAGCAGCUGUUCCAGUUCCUGGUCUUUCUAUUGAUGUUGACCUUGCUAUGCUGGUUGGUGUUGUCACAGAAUAUGUUUUUGCGUUUGGUCUCGAUAUCCAGUCUCUGAAGAGACUUUCUGCCAGAACAGGUGUGCCAUACGCUGAUCUGCGUGCUGUCAUCAUUUCACCACUGGCUGCAGUAGAAAUAAGUAUACAUCUCCUCAUUAAGGUGAUAGUCCAACUUGGGUCCGUAGCUGCAUUAAUGGCAGCAGAGGAAGUGUUCAGAUGGAUUCCAAUUAUUGGAAUCCCAAUAGCAAUGGGUCUCUCUUUCACCACAACUUACAGAAUUCUGAAUUUGUUCCUUGAUAAGCUCGCUGAUGAUGCUCAGAGGGUGUUUGAAAGAGCUUUAGUCUGA